Molecule: messenger RNA, 2065 nt
Organism: Dipodomys ordii (Ord's kangaroo rat)
Lineage: Eukaryota; Metazoa; Chordata; Mammalia; Rodentia; Heteromyidae
Gene: Tspan18
Product: tetraspanin 18
Exons: 9
Coding region: 134-880 (248 amino acids)
Cellular component (GO): membrane
Source: RefSeq, a predicted model, not a curated record
AAGGCACUGGCUGUCCAGGCUGAGUACAGGAAACAGAUACAUAGUUUGUCCUGAAGCCACUAGCUCAAGACCUCAGAGGACCCGCGGCACCGUGAACCAAAAAGGACAGAGGCCAGCUGAAAGGAGGAGCAUCAUGGAAGGUGACUGCCUGAGCUGCAUGAAGUAUCUGAUGUUCGUUUUCAAUUUCUUCAUAUUUCUGGGGGGCGCCUGCCUGCUGGGCGUGGGCAUCUGGGUCCUGGUGGACCCCACCGGCUUCCGGGAGAUCGUGGCCGCCAACCCUCUGCUCAUCACGGGCGCCUACGUCCUGCUGGCCAUGGGUGGCCUUCUCUUCCUGCUGGGCUUCCUGGGCUGCUGCGGUGCCGCCAGGGAGAACAAAUGUCUGCUGCUGUUUUUCUUCAUGUUCAUCCUGGUCAUCUUCCUGGCGGAGCUCUCCGCAGCCAUCCUGGCGUUCAUCUUCAGGGAAAACCUCACCAGAGAGUUCUUCACCAAAGAGCUCAGCAAGCAUUACCAGGGCAAUAACGACACCGACGUCUUCUCGGCCACCUGGAACUCAGUCAUGAUCACAUUUGGCUGCUGCGGGGUCAACGGGCCUGAAGACUUCAAGCUCGCCUCCGUUUUCCGGCUGCUGACUCCAGACAGUGAAGAGGUCCCGGAGGCCUGUUGCCGGAGAGAACCCCAGACUCGAGAUGGGGUGAUGCUGAGCAGGGAAGACUGCCUGCUAGGGAAGGCCCUGUUCAUCAACAAGCAGGGCUGCUACACGGUGAUCCUCAAUGCCUUUGAAACCUACGUCUACCUGGCCGGAGCACUUGCCAUUGGGGUUCUGGCGGUGGAGCUGUUUGUCAUGAUCUUUGCCAUGUGUCUCUUCCGCGGCAUCCAGUAGAGGGCGUGGCCUGAACCUCACCCCGCCCACCACUGCCCAGCACCCGGUACCCCCUCCUCUCUCCAUCCACUUGGCUCUGGAGAGGAGGCAGGCCAGCAUGGACAUCCAGGAGAAGGACCGGGGACACAGAGCUAUUUUUUUAACAAGAUGACAUGAAGACAGUAAUGUGAACUGAAGUACCUGGCCUUGACUUGGGGCAGGUGCCUGGCAUCCCUGCUGGGGCCCAGCAUUGGCUUGGAAUGCCAGAGACCAAAGGACCCCCCCCCCAGCCCCAGGGCAGUUGGAUCACCACAGAUUCGGGUAUCCCCCGUCCCCUCCCAGCACUUCAGGACCAAGAUGGCAAAGAUGUAAGCAACAGAGACACAAGAGACUCCACCCAGAAGCUGCCUCCAUUUCCUUGAUGACGCAGGACCAGAGGCGCAGUGUCUGCUCUGCUAGAGGAUGGACUGGCCCUGCUUCCAGAGGGGGACCGAGGGAGCUGCGUGUGAUGGACGCCGGAUCCUAGAGCGGGGCAGUGGCUCGUUCCUCGCCACAGUGCACCUGUGUGCCCAUUCCCAUAUGAAUCUGGGUCAUCUUCAGGUUGUUGCCAUUCUGUUUGGGGCUCCAUCAGACCUGCUGCUCACUUACGGUCUCCUAGUAUCCCGCGGAGAGAGAGGACACACUGGCUGGGGACUGACCCGCCUCUAUCCCUAAGCCCCACCACUGUGGACACAUCACACUAUCUGGUCCUCACUGCCCACCCAUCCCCACAGGUCACCCCUUCCUUGUUUUUGUUCAGUUCCCUGGUGCCUAGGGUAGAAGAAACCACCAAGAGGGGCCAGGAGAGCGGACAUCCAAUUCUCCUCUCCCCACUCAGACCCAGAGCUUGGAUGUGUUGUGAGCAUUCUCUUCUUGCAUAACCUCCAGGGGCUGGGAGCUCACUACCUCCGGAGGCAACCUUCUGCCUUCCGAUGCUCUGACCUUAGCAUCUCUCAACAGACAGAAGAUUCUCCUGUGGCGCUAGGGUUCUGCCUGUGUGGCCCGCUUGCUCCUCACUCCUUCCUGGGGUGCUGAGGUUGUACCUUGACUUCCCCUUGUCUCCAGGCUGAAGAAGCGUAGGAUAUCCCAGACAUUUCUGCUGUGACACUUUUCACAGCCCACCUGACAUUCCAGUGUGUCCUUCCCUCCCCAGCAUAGGCAGAGAUU